This is a messenger RNA of Protopterus annectens (West African lungfish), 4626 nucleotides long. RefSeq names its product presenilin enhancer, gamma-secretase subunit (gene PSENEN). Lineage: Eukaryota; Metazoa; Chordata; Ceratodontiformes; Protopteridae. Gene Ontology annotation, biological process: Notch receptor processing. Gene Ontology annotation, cellular component: gamma-secretase complex. The transcript has 4 exons. The record is from RefSeq and is a predicted model, not a curated record. The coding region runs from base 589 to 894 and encodes 101 amino acids.
CAGUAUUACGGAUAUUGUUUUUAGAUUUGCUUUCCUCUGUUAGCAAGCUAUAUACUUGUUGUUAGAUGCAUUCAUUUAGAGUGUUAUAGAUAUAAUAUGGUCUGUUAAGACCUCAAUGUUUGUAUUAGUGCUCAGAAAACAUGUAAUCUAGCGUCCAAAGAGUGUGCCUGGCUCUACCCUUCAGACAUUCUGAACCUGCUCCUGAGUCUCCCUGGACAGAAAAAAACGUGGGCGCACGAGAAACACAGAUGCAAAACUACAAUUCCCAUUGCACAUACGAUUUUUAUUCCGCGUGGUACUGGAAGCCUCUGAUGAGAGUUGUGUGGUUUCGGCUCUGUAGUAGUGACCACAUCGUUCUGUCUUUAAAUUUCUUUUUCAAUUUAAUCACCAUAAGGAAUAGUGUUUUGACCAUUAAAGUGUUAACAACCGAAAAGAGUGUCCUUUCAAGAGGUGCGGCUUGUUGAAGCAGGAAAAGCGUGAAACGCCGGAAGUAGUGGAUGUAAACGGAAGGGUUUGAGCGUGUUUCUGUGUUUGGUAGAAAACAUUUAAAUUUUUCCACGUGCAGUACUGAAGAUCUUUCUACUAAAGAUGAAUUUGGAACGGGUAUCCAAUGAGGAAAAGCUCAACCUCUGCAGGAAGUACUAUUUAGGUGGCUUUGCCCUCUUGCCUUUUCUUUGGCUAGUGAACAUAUUGUGGUUCUUCAGAGAGGCUUUCCUGAAGCCUGCUUACACAGAACAGCCUCUGAUAAAAUCUUAUGUAAAGCGGUCAGCACUUGGACUUUUAUUUUGGGUAGCAGUAUUGACUACGUGGAUUACCAUUUUCCAGACUCAGCGAGCAAAGUGGGGGGAAGUUGGAGACUACCUUUCCUUUACAAUCCCCCUGGGAAUUCCCUAAAUAAACCAGGAUUUCCUAAAUGUGCAGCGUCUUUGCUAGUAUCGUAAAUGGAGCUCUAGGAUCAUUUUUGUUUUUCUUCAGACUGCUUUAGAAACAUUUAAAGGCUGCAGCAAGCCAUACAUUUUUUUGUUUCUUAACUGUACCUUUGCCUUUUUAAACGGAUCUGAUCUGUGUACAAGUUAUCAGUCAACACAAACUGCUGUUUUUGCAGAUAAGAAAGCAACCAAACCAUAAAACUCCAAAGUAGUGGUUGAUCUGUGAUCUCGUAAUGAUAUUUGCUACAGAAGUCAUAUGUGGAAGGAACAAUCUCUUAUUUUCUUUGAAGCUUAAUCCAUGAUGUUGCUAGAGUGUAGAAACUAGAGAAGUCUGUUUAAAUCCUGAUUGACUCGGUAGUUUAAUCCGUACUGCAUACUACAUUUACCACAACUACAUUUUAAGACUGUAGUAAUGGAUUUUAAUCAUCUGUAAACCUUUCAUUAGCUACACUUUUUUUCUUCUGUCAUGUUAUUGUACAUCCUUGCUAGUUAUAAAAUGUCUGUGUUAGUCCAUGCUAUGAUAUUGCAUCUGGUGUUUACUGGACUGUCUUGGGGGGGGGUCAUCUGUAUCACUCAGCGUCAUCUUGUGGAAAUGGGCCGAAUUGAGUAAGUCAUUACUCUGUUGAGUCUUGGAACAGUUUUCUCAAUAUGGUAGAUUUAAAUGUCAUAUAUGAUGCAUUUGAUAGAGAUUUGGCUGAGGCCAUUUCUUCAUACUAGCCUUUGGUGGCAUUAUUCAGAAUUAACAAAAAGUCCUGAUAGUUUAAAAGCUUAUAUUCUGACUGGGAACAUAAUUCACUAGGAACUCUUAGCUGCCCUCACAUCUAUUGAUAAUGGAGUGUGAAUGCACCCUUUUGAAGAGAUAAAUUCUAAUGUGAAUGUGUCUUUUACAUGUUAUGUUUCAUUUGAUAAUAAUGUAAUAUAUUAAAUAUGGUGUGUUGAGAUUGAGAUACUUUGGUCCUAACUUGUAACAGUAUGCUGAUUUGGACCUUUAAAUAGGAAAGUGAAGUUUUGUUUGAAAAUUUGUUUGGGUUAAUUGCUUAUUUACUAGCAGGCUGAUCUUGGUGGUUCAUCUUCAGCGUAAUCACAGCUACCCACUACAUGUUACCACUCUUUGUAAAGGGUUGAGUGGCUGUCCCACAUGUGUAUUUGCAAUUUUGUAUUCCUUCAUUCUGGGAAUUUCUGAAGAGGGCUAGGAAGCUACUUUGUGAACAGAAUUCCUUGAGAGAGAGAUGUAUACUAUCAGCAUGUUUUGUGUAUGUUGCUGUGGAAGUUAAGUAUGUAGUACCAGUUUUUGUGGUAUUACAUGGACAAUGUUAUUUGAAGCCUUGUGGGCUAUGCAGAGGUCACAUUGCAAGAGUCUAUCAAACUGAAAACAGAGAAAGUUUUACAGAAUUCUGUGUAGGGCAUAGAACUCCUGGUCCUUGAUUUUCUUAGUGAGGAAACAUCAAGGUCUUUAAGGUUAGUGUGUGUGCUUGGUCAGGUCCAUGCCAAAAGGAGCAUUAUAUUCAUUUCUUUGCUUCUAGGAUGAGUAGAAAGGGAUAAAUGACAUCCUUGGAUCUAGAAGAUAUGCCUUUGGUUAUCGAUUGGGCUAGGUAGAAGGAUCAACUAAUGACAAACACAUCAUGAAAAAUGCAUUUAAAAUGCAUUUUUCCUCUACUGGCAUUUUGUAGUGUGGCUGCUGCUUUGUUUUGGUAAUAUAAAUUAACUUAUUUGAUGUACUUUCUGUGUGAUUUAUAGAAAUUAAAUUUAUGGGAUCAGUAGGGUACAAGUCUGCUGCUUCUUAUGGUACUGUAUUAGGGUGAGUGGGAUACAAGCAUAUCCAGUUUGUAGCAUUCCAGUUCUUUUGAUUUUGGCAUGAUAUAAUGGAGUUGUUCCUUUAAAAAAUAGUAUGUCACUGCAGCAGAAUAUUUCAUAUUGUCAUGCCCUACUUCUGAUUUUUUUUCAAAAUUGUGAUAGUAAUGGAGCCAGUUAUGUGUUGUGUGUAAUAGUAUGGCAUAUAACAAGAUGAAUUGCCCCAGCCGCCUUCACUGCUCUUUCAGUCUUGUAUGGCUUUGUUUCUCUGUUCAUCUCUACAAAAUGUAUAAACACAGUAGAGGCCACACACUGAUGCUUCUGGUUGCUGACCUGUUUUGUCAUUGUAACCACCAGGUGUGGGGAAGGGGUAGUGUUGCAUAAUAAUGACCUAAAUGGAAAGGUGAUUCAUGAAUUACUCCAAUGUACCUAGUUAAGGCAUUGAGUACUUAAAGUUUCACUGUAGGUGCUGAAAGUGUUUGUUUAGAGCAAAUCAUUGGGGAUCCGGAGGUGGGAGGGUGGAUAUUUUGGGGAGCAAGCUGUGAAAUGGUCAUGGGAAUGAGAUGGAUACUUUCUGCAACAGGCAUCACUUUUUACAGGGGUCAGGGCUGAGAAGGGAAAUAAUUUAGAUGACUAGCAUUUUGUAUUUUAUGUGGGAGUUGUUGGAUUCCUUCCUGGGUGUUUCAGCAUUGUUUUAAGAGAAUGGAGAAGUGAUUCUAAACAGACAUUUUAGAAGUUGUAGACAAUUGGGGGGAAUUUACAUUAUGUAGUGAGCAUUAAGCAUGCAUGUUUAAAGACUUGGGAGGCAACCCUGUACUCAGGCAUGACAGUAAGGGUAGUCAUAGAUACGUCAGUAUGGGGAGGGCAGUGGUGUGUCUAUUUCUACCACUUAUACCUGUAUGUGUGUAGUUAACCUAAAUCAGAAUUUCUGUCUGCCUCUUCACAAUAUACUAGUCUCCUGUGUAGCUUAUGCAUCGUUGUCAAGUCUACAUAGUGUAGCAUAGGCAGUAGUAGUGGUCUAUUUUCUUUUCUCUUUUUUUUCAUGAGUCCCAGUCUCUCUCUCUUUUUUCAUCUAGCAACAGUCUUGUAUUGCUUUAUUAUGGAAUUUGUGUAGAAUGUACUACUAUUCUUUGUUGGCCUUCUGAAGCAUAAUUUAGUACAACUGUAGUACAAGUGGCAGUAAAAAAUGAGAUGUGGCUUUGGUAUAAGAAACAUUGCUUUAACCUACUCUCAGUUACUUUGACAAAACCAACAUUCCUGUUAAGGAGCUGGUAGAAGCCUAGAGGAUAAUUUUAAAUUAAGUCUUGAAUGUAAAAUUUAAUGAAACUUUUAAGUUCAUAGUUUUAGUACAGUAUGCAUUAAAUGCAUCCAUAAAAAUAAGAAAAAACUGGUUACUUCCUUAAUAUAGUGUCUUUCCCGAUAUAGCAACAUAAACAAUGAUCAGGGCUAUUAGAGCAGUUUCACCAUAGCGAUUUUGCAAGGGCGCUAUAAUAAGGAAGUAAAAUUAUCUAAUUGGUGUGCCAUUAUCAGAUGUCACUGCUUAAGAAAUGUAAUUGUAAAUAUAUGAAGUUGUAAAGUAUUACUGUAAUACUAAACUGCUGUACUACCAAACAGUAGCUGUAUACUGAGAACAGCUCUUACGACACAUCUACAUAGACUAUCAUUUCUGCGCUUGACUGUGUACUAACUGUAAUUUGUAAACUGAUGUAACUUCUUCACAGUCUGUGUUCACGGAGUAUGUAUUACUUGCAGUCUGUGUGGUGGUAGCAUAUAUAAAAACUUACCAUAAUAUGGUCAUGUAGAUAAUGUACAACCUAUGAGACUAUCCCACUGACCUAUCUAAGAAUAGGCCUGGCCCAGCAGGGUUAACGUACUCAAUAAAACAAAAAUAUAUAAAACAAACAAA